ACAGCAUCCGGCGGACUGGGAUCCGGAGAGAACGUUUCAGGUUAAACACUAGUGGGUCAUUUAGGGGAGCUGUCGGGUGCUUCAGGAACGCAGGGGACGUGUCAGAAAAUAUAACUGAGUCAAAAAUCAUGCUGCUUCGUAAAGUGAGCCAGUCAUCCGCACUGUGCGGCACCAUCUUCAGGGCUCCUCCCGUGCUGUCUGGAGGUCAGCGCCAUGCAGGGGCUGCGGUUGUUGUACAGAACGCCCGUCUCUACGCAAGCCAAGCUGCAGAGGCGGUGCUGGAGAAGCCAGCAGCAGUCGGCAGUGACGCAGCCACUAAAGUGGAAAAGAAGACAGUUGCUGCUGAAUCCAAAUCAUUUGCUGUCAACAUUUUCAAGGGGCAGAUCCAGACUGCACAAGUGUUUCCUUACCCCUCAGCCCUGAAUGACGAGCAGGAGCAGUUUCUUCGAGAGCUGGUCGGGCCUGUCAGCAAAUUCUUUGAGGAGGUGAACGAUCCUGCCAAGAAUGAUGCCUUGGAGAAGGUAGAAGAUAACACCAUGCAGGGCUUGAAGGAGAUGGGUGCCUUUGGCCUGCAAGUGCCAGCUGACCUGUGUGGCCUCGGCCUCUCAAACACACAGUAUGCCCGGCUCGUUGAGAUCGUUGGCAGUCAUGACCUCGGUGUGGGCAUCACCCUGGGUGCCCACCAGUCCAUUGGCUUCAAGGGCAUUCUGCUUUUUGGGAAUCCAGCCCAAAAGGAGAAGUACCUGCCUAAGCUUGCCACAGGUGAGCAUGUUGCCGCCUUCUGCCUGACUGAACCAGCCAGCGGCUCUGAUGCCGCCUCCAUCAAGACCACAGCUGUUCAGUCCCCCUGCGGACAGUACUUCACUCUCAACGGAAGCAAGAUCUGGAUCAGCAAUGGAGGUCUGGCUGAGAUCUUCACAGUGUUCGCGAAGACCCCCAUGAAGGAUCCCAAGACUGGGGAGAUGAAGGACAAGAUCUCUGCCUUUGUUGUGGAGAGGAGCUUUGGAGGAGUGACACAUGGCCCUCCAGAGAAGAAAAUGGGCAUCAAGGCGUCCAACACCGCUGAGGUCUAUUUCGAUAAUGUUCGCGUGCCAGCUGACUGCCUGCUGGGAGAGCUGGGCGGAGGUUUCAAGGUGGCCAUGAACAUCUUGAAUAAUGGACGCUUCGGCAUGGCGGCCGCCCUCUCUGGAACCAUGAAGGGAGUCAUCAGCAAAGCUGUGGAUCAUGCAGCCAACAGAACCCAGUUUGGGAGCAAGAUCCACACCUACGGAGCCAUCCAGGAGAAGAUGGCUCGCAUGGCCAUGCUGCAUUAUGUCUCUGAGUCGAUGGCCUAUAUGAUCAGCGGCAACAUGGACAGUGGAGCGACCGAAUUUCAAAUUGAGGCUGCCAUCAGCAAGAUCUUUGCCUCUGAAGCAGCAUGGAUGGUGACUGAUGAGUGCAUUCAGGUUAUGGGCGGCAUGGGUUUCAUGAAGGACUCUGGAGUGGAGAGAGUGAUGAGGGAUCUGAGAAUUUUCCGCAUCUUCGAGGGAACCAACGACAUCCUGAGGCUCUUCGUCGCCCUCAAUGGCUUCCAGAAUGCCGGCAACGAGUUGAAGAGCUUGCAGAAGGCCCUGAAGAACCCCAUCGGAAACGCCGGGCUGCUCGCAGGAGAAAUCACCAAGAGAGCCAAAAGGAAGGCGGGUUUGAGCACAGGCCUGACUCUGCAGGGAACUGUACAUCCUGAGCUGGCACGCAGCGGUGAACUGACAGUUAAAGCCAUCGAACAGUUCGGAGCGGUUGUUGAGGAGCUGCUGAUCAAACAUGGCAAGAAGAUCAUUGAUGAACAGUUUGUCCUGAAGAGAGUCGCAGACGGUGCCAUUGACCUCUAUGCCAUGGUGGUUGUCCUGUCCAGGGCCUCCCGCUCUCUCAGUCAGGGUGCCGCCUCAGCUCAGCAUGAAAAGAUGUUGUGUGAGACCUGGUGCAUGGAGGCCCAUGACAGGGUCAUGCGAGACAUCACAGCUCUGCGCUCCAGCGACUCCAGGCAGCUCUUCAAGAACAUGCGGGCCAUCUCUACAGCCGUGGUGGAGAAUGGCGGGGUGGUGUCUUCUCACCCACUGGGUUUCUGAACGCACCACGCUUCCCUGUAUCUCCAUAUCCGUUUGUUUUUUGUGUUUUUUUUCCACUCUGCUGCAUCUCUAACCAGGUUCUAGGUCAUGUGUACUAAGUCCUCCCAGACAUCAGCUCAGACGACUGAAUCAGUGUCGUCGAGCUUUUAUGUCCCGCGUUGCAUCUUACAACCUGUGGCUGAGUGAGUCACAGUUUUUACACAGAAAUCACAAUUUGAAAGUUAUUGUUCCGUCAGAGAGCGUUAUCUCAGUCGUAAGGCUGUCUUCCUGAUCCUGUUUUUCAGUCACUUAUUUAUUUAAUUCUAACCCAGGACAACCAGAAUUUGGGCCGGAGUCUGAAUUUUAGCCAGAGUUUUAAUCUAUAUGAAACAAAACGCUAAAAAUUGUUCAAUAUGACUGAAAAAUCACAAUAUUCCGACAAAUCAUUCCAUCCCUACCACCACCUACAUCUGAAACAGCUGAUGACUGUCUCGAAUGUGUGCACGGAGCUUUUAUUUAUCUCAGCCUUCAUGACCGUAGCUGAUUGAAUGAUCUCGUCAUUUAAUCUUUUGAAACAUUAACUUAUAGUGUUAUUUUUGAAAAAUGAAUGCGACUUCAAUGCAACUUUGAGAUAGGAGGCCAGUUAACGGAGGAAGCCAAGGAUUCAUCUGUUUUUGAGCGAUUUAUACGCAGAGGUGUUUUAAAUGGCAGUUUUAUUCCUCCGGGUUGUACAUGUAUCUACGCUGUCUAUCUAAUGCCUUUCUGCAUGUUUGUUCAGCUCACUCGGUGCUCAUCACGGAAACAUUAAUGUCAGGAGCGAAACCUUUGCCUUAGAAACCGGUCCACAGAUGCUGAUGGAAGCUCCUGUUGAGUCAAAACAGAGCUUUCUAAUGGUUUUUGAAAAGAAAAUGUACUGCUCACCUUUACUCUACUAAUGGCUGCCACAUUAACCUCCAAAGGGCAACUGUUUGUUUUCUCAGCUUAAGGUAGCAGGCAUCAUUAACUGUAAUGGUAGAAAGUUAACCACCGGUCUGUAUACCUGCUUUGAAGAGAUUUUUAAGAAACAAUUUAUUGUACAAUAAAAAUACCUGAUGUGCUGAA
This is a messenger RNA of Chelmon rostratus (copperband butterflyfish), 3185 nucleotides long. It is a transcript of the gene acadvl, whose product is annotated as acyl-CoA dehydrogenase very long chain. The coding region runs from base 129 to 2105 and encodes 658 amino acids. The transcript has 21 exons. Gene Ontology annotation, molecular function: fatty-acyl-CoA binding; flavin adenine dinucleotide binding; very-long-chain fatty acyl-CoA dehydrogenase activity. NCBI's taxonomy places the organism in Eukaryota, Metazoa, Chordata, Actinopteri, Chaetodontiformes, Chaetodontidae. The record is from RefSeq and is a predicted model, not a curated record.